Molecule: messenger RNA, 2856 nt
Organism: Tupaia belangeri chinensis (Chinese tree shrew)
Lineage: Eukaryota; Metazoa; Chordata; Mammalia; Scandentia; Tupaiidae
Gene: GNG7
Product: G protein subunit gamma 7
Exons: 3
Coding region: 62-268 (68 amino acids)
Biological process (GO): G protein-coupled receptor signaling pathway
Cellular component (GO): heterotrimeric G-protein complex
Molecular function (GO): G-protein beta-subunit binding
Source: RefSeq, a predicted model, not a curated record
CGGACGCGGCGCUGCCCGGGACCGCUGCAGAGCUCGGCCGCCACCCAGCCCAUGGCAGACGAUGUCUGUCACUAACAACAUCGCACAGGCCCGGAAGCUGGUGGAGCAGCUCCGACUGGAGGCCGGAGUGGACCGCAUCAAGGUCUCCAAAGCCUCGUCCGAGCUCAUGAGUUACUGCGAGCAGCACGCCCGGAGCGACCCCUUGCUGGUGGGCGUCCCCGCCUCCGAGAACCCCUUCAAGGACAAGAAGCCCUGUACAAUCCUCUAGCCGUGCUGCCUGCUCGGCCCGCGUCUCGUCUCUGUCUCUGUCUCUGUCUCUGUCUCUCCCAGGCAGGGCACAAGUGCUCAGCUCGAGCAGAACACCUCGGGUCGCCAACACGUUGAAUUCCAAAGAGCAUACCAGGCACGCACGGCUGGGGGGUGGGACGCGACCCCGAGGUUUAGACGCGGCCCGUCACAGGCCGGGCCAUGCUCAGCGCGGCGGCCUUCCGGCCCGGCCCGGUGAGGGGUAGCGGGGCCGCCCGGCGAUGUGACGCCCGCCUUGUGAGACUCCCGGCCGCCCCUCGUGUCGUGGGCUCGGGGCCGAGAAGGAACGGAGGGUGAAUUCGCUCAGGGUCCUGGUGGCUGGCACAGGCCCCUCGCCAUCGGCCAUCUGUGAGGUUUCGCCAGGCUCCUGGAAGGCUUCUGGGUUGUUUGGUUUUGUUUUGUCUUAAACAGAGGUAAAAUCGGGGUGAGGGGGAGCAGGAGGAACUUUCUAGAACAUUCCUUCGUUUAGAAAGUUGUUACCCCACACCGCUAGCGCCGGGGGCCAGGCCCGCAUCUGCAGCGAGACAGAACCGUGGGACGCGCGGCGAGGUCCCGGGGCUGCAGAGCGCACUCUGUGCCGGCAAUGUCCCUCCCGUCUGGUCUUCGUCACCCCCAGCCAUGCCGUAGGCCCUGCCCUGUCCUCGCCCCGUGUGGCUCGGAAACGGAUCUUCGGGCUGGCCCGGGAGCGCUCACGUCCCACUGUUUAGGCACGAGGCGUCGGCGUGGUGGUUAGCUCUGGUUCUCAGCUCUCCGGUCUUGGCACCGUUCCGCGUCACGGUGGCCGGGGGCCGUUGCUCAGGCAGAAGGGGCGGCGGGCAGGCCCCUGUGCCUCGCCUGCGUGGAGCCGUCCUCUGUCCUUGAGUCGAAACGUUUCAGAUUUGGCCGUUUGGCUUUCCCGCCCCGUCCAACCCGGAGCGGCUGGAGGGAGGUCGGGGGACGCGUCCUGUGCAGAAUUGGCCGGUCACCCGGUCGGUCCCCGCUCCAGCAGCCUCAGGAGCAGAUUCACUGUGGAGGGAGGGGCGGGGAGGCGGUUUAACAGUGUCCUCUGACGACACGGGCGGUGGCGGGGGCAGGGGGCAGGGGGCAGGCCGUGUGCACACCUGCCCACCUCGCCCACCACCGCCCCCAAGAUGCACUGGAAGCAGCCGGGACCCGCACAGCCCUGGACUCUGGAGUCCCCGAGUGUCCAUGGCCCUACUGGACGUCUGUGUCUGAGAACCCCUGGACAGCUGCCCUGCUUGUCCCCGCAGGCCCGGGGACAGGGCCGGAGCUGCCCCAGGGUGUCCCCAUACUCCCCACUCCCACCCCGUCAGGGCAGUUGCCCAGGUCCCGCGUAGCCAGAGCUAGGGGUGCCAGGUGGGGCUCAGAGACAGAGCGGACGUGGGCUGGUCCCAGGGGGUACACACACAGGGCCGGGCUCGUCCCAGGCACCCAGCUCUCUACGGCAGGUCCGGGAGGGCCAGGGUUCUGGGGACCCCACCCUUAGGCCUACACUCAGGCCAGGAGGGCCACAGCCUCCCCUCUGGACAGGCAGGGGGUGGCAGCCUGGGGACGCCUCUCCUCCAUCCCUGGCCGGGAUAGCAGGAAGGGACAGAACGCCUCCCAGAGACCAGGGCCUGCCCGGAGCAGGGAGUGGGGCGCAGCGAGGGGCAGCUUGGAGGCUUUGGAGCCUGCCGGCCUUGGAGGGGGGAGGCAGGCCUGGCCUGCGCGACCCCGCCCCACCGGACUCUGGCCGCAAACCCACUCAGCGAGUGGGAGCCCUACCCCCCCCGCCCCGUCUCUUUCAACGAAGCCUUAAUCCUGUGAGCGGAUGUCACGUCCUCACACCAUCCUCCCGCCUUCACGCCCACAGUCCAGGGGUUCGAUCCUCCCCCCAGCUCUCGGCCCCAUGCCCUGCCGAGAGGAGGAGGGCACAGCUGUGUCCAGGCCAGCCCCCCACCCCAUGUGUCCGCACGGAUGCGACCCCAGAGGAGUCAGCUGGAGCAGGGCCCCCGGGAUUCGCAGCCCCCAGGCAGCCAGUCGCUCCUGAGCCGAGGGUUAGGGUGAGACCGAGCCUCGGGCUCGCCCCUGCACUGGACCCUUAGCCCGCAGGCCGUGGGCACAGGCCCUGCGGCCCGCAGAGAGGGCCCCGCACGGACUCGCAGCACCCAGGUAGGCCGAGGCCCGAGAAGGGACUCGUGCCGCCUCCCUGCACUGGGGGCCUCAGCUGCCGCUCUGGCUGUCCCCGCCCGAGCCUGCCAGCCGGUGACCGCAGCCUGUACCCCAGCGAGGCGGCCAGUGACAUGAGCCUGUACGCCUCUCUGUGACUUAGGGAACAACCUCCCCCCUUCUAGGGUCAACCCGAGGGGGCCUGCAGCCCUGACACCCCGGUGGCCAGCCGGAACCGCGCCCUCUCUUAGAAACCUCUGGGCACCUCCAGGCAGGGGCCGCCAUUGGGUGGCCGCAGCCGUGGGGACGCCAGCUCUCAGCCGUGUCAGGGGACAUGAGGACUUCGGUGUACGAAACACAGCCACCCACACCGCAUAGAACGAGGCAGGGCGGGCGGGAAAG